This is a messenger RNA of Paramormyrops kingsleyae, 2117 nucleotides long. RefSeq names its product CDKN2A interacting protein N-terminal like (gene xtbd1). The record is from RefSeq and is a predicted model, not a curated record. NCBI's taxonomy places the organism in Eukaryota, Metazoa, Chordata, Actinopteri, Osteoglossiformes, Mormyridae.
AGAACUAAGGAUUUCCUUAGCUAAACUUCAUUAAUUAACAUUCAAGCCAAGGCACAAAAUCCAAGUACCUCACGAUUACGCUCACGCAACAUGUACAUACCUGUUUGAACCCUAUACUGUACAUUUAGUAUUCCCAGAUUCAGUCCUUGAAAUUUUUGCUGUUCCCGUUUAUUUCGCACUUUUGCCGUAAUAUUCUGAAAUACGGCAUUAUUUUAAAAUCUAAUGCGUCAAUGUUGAUACGGGAACACACACACACACACACACACACAACUACAGUGCUGACAGUUUUUGUUGUCAAAUGCAGCAAUGCAAAACUUGAGGUGAGUGAGAUGCCGCACAAAAUUUUAGGGCAUUCAUCACCCACUUUGCUGUAAAGGGCAUUGACUAAAUGCAAGUCAUUGUGAUUUGCUCAAACUGUUAUUCCUUUCCGGGCGCAGAACAUUGCAUCGCUAUAUUCAGUAAUUUUGUCAUUCUUUCCCUCUAGCUCCCGCCUGAAAUAAUGGUUGACUGUUAUGAAUUCAUUGUGUCUUGAAGCCGCAGGAAUCUUAGUUUGUGCUCAGCCUCGUGUCAAAACAUGUCCAGCAAACAAUCCCCUAUUCUUUAGAAAAAGUAAUAGUGUGAGCUUAAUGCUGGCAUGAUUUAAAAUAUUUAGAAAUGUAUUUGUGCGCAUUUUUCAGUUAGUUGUGAUCAACGACGGUUAUUUGCCAAUUAAUUUCAUUAUCAAUCUCGGUUAUCAAUACACAUUGAUAACUUUAACUUUUUAUUAGCUGACAUUUAAACUACCACAAUGCGCGCACUUCGAUUGUGCAACAAGGUGCUUAUCUAACGCAAAACUUUAUUUAAUAUAUUUAAGACGCACUUUUAGAUCACCACCGCCAGGCGGCGCUGUAAUAAACUCAUCGAACUACAAAAAAGACCACUUGCGCAUGCGCUGUACGAUUUACGGGGAUAGCGUGUGUUUUUCUGCCGUUGAUUUCGUGCUUUCAUUUUCAGCAUGGCGGCUGGGGAUAUUGAGGAGUUUAUCCAGCAGAACCGGCAGCUGGCGGAGCGGAUAGACGCAUAUAGGUCACUUUCGGAGACUGAAAAACAUUGGAAGUGUAGGAGAGAGUUUAUCUUGCGAAACCUCAGCGAUUACCAGGAUCCCCAGCUAGACACUCUGCUGGCUUUGUCCAUGGUUUGGGCAAACAACGUCUUCCUCGGUUGCCGGUAUAGUCAAGAACUGCUGGAUAAAGUCAGGGAGAUGGCUGACGGCAUUGUUGUAGAAGAUGCUCCUGUAUUUAAAACUAGAGACGAAAUCAUAAAGCAGCAACAGCGCCGAUGACCAGAGCAGAGGAAACAGCCUCCGAUUUGGACAUGAAGACCUUUUGAUACUGAAACCUUUUACAUGACUUUGUUUCUAUUUUAACGAUACUGGUCGUAAGACGUAAUAAUCACGUGGCUGCAGUAUUUUUUUUUAUUAUAUAUUUUUAAAUAUCUGUUCAUAAAUAGAGGACUGAUUGUUGGACAUUUGGUCAUUUUUGGUGCAUAUUCGAGGUCAGUUAAACAUUUUAACAAAACAUUUGAAGUGUUCAAUCUCAGAGUAGUUUUCCCCAUUACAUCAUUUUAUGUGCUUAUCUGCUAAAAUGUUUUUUUUAACCUGAGAACCUAAAUUUAACAGGGAACUCUAUUUAAGAUGAAAUAAAAGUAACUAUUUAAUCUAAUGAUUAAAACCCACUGGAAACCAGCAGUAUACUGUUUCUUUUAUACAAAGUAAAUUUUUCAUCCUUUCAUCUGUCAAGUGUCUUUUUGCCGUGUGAAAUCUUAACUGAGACCAUACUGUAUAAAAAGCUUAUCCCAGGGGCUGUGGCAGAAUUCAACCUGCUGGUUACCAACAGUAUAGAGGUAUAAAGACCAAUGCAGCUCUGGUCGUUUAAAAUAAGUGAAAUUAAGGUGAAAGAUCCUUCCUUGCUGAUGCCAUUCUAGGUUCGAAUGUGUUUUUCUUUUCAUUUGGUUUCAAUUUCUUUUGUUGGGUCAUGAAUGCUGAAUUUGUAAAGCAUACAGUAUCAUGGUCUCUGUAAAACCUUAUGAUCGCAAAGGGAUUUGUCACUUUUUUUUAAAUUAAAAUUUCAAUAAUCCCA